This is a messenger RNA of Cladophialophora psammophila CBS 110553, 747 nucleotides long. RefSeq lists its product as uncharacterized. The transcript has 3 exons. The record is from RefSeq and is a predicted model, not a curated record. NCBI's taxonomy places the organism in Eukaryota, Fungi, Ascomycota, Eurotiomycetes, Chaetothyriales, Herpotrichiellaceae. Bases 1 to 747 code for a protein of 248 amino acids.
AUGUCUCAACAGAUCAUACUGUACGAUCUGCCAACUCGGGCGCCACGACGAUGCUGGUCUCUCAACCCAUGGAAGACUCGAAUGCUCCUGAACUACAAACGACUGAAUUAUCAGACAGUGUGGGUAGAGUAUCCUGACGUCGAGGCUCUGAUCAAGCCACACACGUCUUCGAUUGCAGUCUGCCCCCGAAUGCUGACGGCAUACCCUACACAAUCCCUACCAUUCAAAUGCCUAGCGGCGAAUGGGUUAUGGACUCAAGAAAGAUUGCAGAGCGUCUUGAGCAGUUGUACCCCAGAGCCAGCGUUGAACAUAGCAACAGAUCCCUAUUUGGCCGAAAUCAAAGAUCUGGCCAACAGGAUUGCAAAGAUUGUCUCUCCGGACUUCAUCCCCAAGAUUGCAAACCGCGUCCUCGGCGAUGAAAGCUUGGGAUACUGGCAUCGAACUAGGGAGGAGUGGUUCGGAGGCCAAAAGCUGGAUAAAGUGGUGGUUGAAAAAGGCGGAACGCAGGUCUAUCAAGAGGCCGGACCACUAGUCAUGCGCGUGACAGAACUCUUGGUCAGUAAUCCUGCCGGUCCGUAUUUUCAGGGCCGAGUUGUCAGCUAUGCAGACUUUAUCUGGGCUAGCUUAUUGCAUUUCUUCGAGAAUUUGGCCGAUGACUCUUUUGAAAUGUUGAUAGGCUCAAAGCCAACUUGUCACGUUGCGCUGCUUGAAGCUUGUCGGCUGUGGUUGGCAAGGAAUGACCAUUAA